UAAAUAUAACAAUUUGUAAUUUAUUGUUUGACAUGAGUUCUGCUUUUGGGAUUCUACUGGUUAAAAACUGGAUUAUAUGCAUGCCCACACACACUUGGCAUUUUUCAACUUUUAUUCCAACUUUCAUUCCUCAUGGUUCUCCAUAACUUAAAAAUGCUACCAUUAAACUAUUUGUAUUAAAAGGUAAUGCAAAACUUUUUCUCUAGAAGUUAAUAAAAUGUUAUCCAUAUCUUUAGCAGCCAUAUAGUCUUAUUUUAAAUUGUUACCCUCCCUCCUGCUUCUCCACUAUAAUAUGGAAAUAAUAGAGUUCUGCUAACCUACAAAUGUUGAAUAAUUCAGAAUUUUAAAGUAAUGUCCACAUUAAUUUUCACAAUACAUAUUCAAAGAUGAGCACAAUAUAGAAGCUAACCCCCUCCCCACACAUACACUUGCAGCAAAUGGCAUAGUAAAUCAAGACUGUAUCAGCCUGGUCUAUAGAGAUCCAGAUUGAUCAUAACAAGUUGUAUUCAUUCUCAGCCUACGUUACUUGUUAGGAUUAUCCUGAGGUUAAAAUACACAGUUGUUGAGAAAGCUAUUAUGUUUAAAGUUCCUAAGAGAAGAGUAUGAAAAUAAAUUACAGCAAAAUCAGAUAUAAUAAAUAGACAAAAAUACGUGUAUAAACAUUAGUAAAUUGCAAUAUUGUAAAACUGAAUUAUUUUAAUUUCCAUUCUCUAGAUAGUGGGGAAGCAUUUUUGGUUGUUUUUUUCCAAAAAAGAUGGCCAUUAUUGUGGCCAAGUCAAAUCUUUUGAAUAGGUUUAAUAUCAGCUAAUAUUAUAAUUCUCAUUUAAUAGAAUUAAAGAAUAUUAUUUUCUGGAGUGUAAUCUAUGUAUAAGGGCCAUUAUAUAUCCAGCUUCAAAACAGGUAGGGUUAAAAUGUAGAAGGAACUUUGACUCAAUUUUAUGUACUUCAAAAAAGAAAAGAAAACAAAACUAAGUGGAUUACAAAACAAGCUAGAUCUUAGAUAAAAGUUAUCUAAGUUUCACAGGUGGAUUAUAUAGUGGAAGGUAGUGUGCUUUUUUCCCGAAUUUACUUAUAUGUGUUUACUUUUACUUUCUUUUUGGCAGCAUUUACAGCAAGGAAACAACACAACUCAACUGGUUUGGUGAUCAGACGACAUUGGAUUCCCAAGCUAAUUUUAAUUUUUUUCUUCUCUUUGUCAAUUGCUACUUGCCACUGAUACAGUGUCCCUCUUUUCCAAUACCAUGAAUGACUGUUGCCCUUUAAAUUCAUAAUAACGGGACUCAACAACUUGUUAAUUCCUAGGACAUGCAUCAUUGCAGCCUACAGCUUGGACCUCCUUUGUACAGUUGCCUGUAUCUUAGUUUGCUGAUCAGUUGCGGUGUUUGCCACAUUUCUUCAGAACAGCACUAAAGGAUCUGUGGAUGCAGCACUUGGCUAAUGCUGUCUGCCACAACAUGAUGAUCCAGGAAAAAGCAGUUGAGAAUGUUCUCUUCUGCUGCAUCCUUCUGUUUCCAUGGUAACAGGAAGAGGCUUUGAAAGCUGAGUUGGCAGUUGAGAAACCAGAUGGCUUCAAAUGAUGAAGACGCUAUCGCUUGGUACCAAAAAAAGAUUGGAGCUUAUGAUCAACAAAUAUGGGAAAAGUCCAUAGAACAGACUGAGAUGAAGGGCUUCAAAAGCAAACCCAGAAAGAAAGGCCACAUACAGCCUGACUUGAUAGAUGUUGAUUUAAUAAGAGGUUCUACAUUUGCCAAAGCUAAACCUGAAAUUCCUUGGACGUCACUUACAAGGAAGGGAAUUGUGCGAGUUAUAUUAUUCCCAUUUUUUAGUCAAUGGUGGAUACAAGUCACUUCUUGGCGUAUAUUUAUGUGGCUGUUAGUACUGUACCUCUUACAAGUUGUAGCAAUUACAUUAUAUUCCAUAAUGCCAAUAGUGAGUGCAAGUGAAAUCAUUGGACCAUUGUGCCUUAUGCUACUCAUGGGAACUGUGCACUGUCAGAUAGUUUCUACUCAGUUAUCUAAAUCUUCAGGAAGUGAUGGGAGCGGUGUUGGUCGAAGAAGGAGAAAAAUACGCAAAUUUGUAGGAGGUGACCUCUAUGCUUCCUCUGACAAAAUCAGCAGAAGUGAGGAGCCCUUGGAGUCCUCAUCCAGGAUUAGCAGCUUGUUUGAUUCAGUAUUGCGCCGAAGGAGCAGGGAAGGGGUGAAAAGGGGAAAACGAGUAGCUGAUAAAGGGACCGAAACAGAGCAUAGCAGUGGUAUAAAACAUAGGAUUUCCAGAUCUGAACACAGUUUUCAGCGAUCAAAGGAUCCUGAAAUGCAGUUAAACGUAGAUAGAAAACAGACUGUUUCUAGGCAUUCAGGCAUUUCUGAUGACUUGUCAAGUGAGGAAGAGACAGAUAAUGCGGGUCAGGUAGUUUUGCUGCGCAGAAGCGUAGAAGGUGGCCCUAGUAUAAUUGCAAAUGAAGAUCAGGGCAAAAAGUCUUCUCUUAUUUCUCCAUCUGCUUCAACAAAUCAGUCCGUAUCACAGGUCAAGGAGGUUGUGAAAUCUAUGCAAGAUUCGGACAGCUUGGUGGAAUCAGAACUUGAACUAACAAUUCCUCAAGAGGAGUCCAAAGCCCAAUAUAGUAGUGAAUCUCAAAGCGGUAGUGUCUCUCAUAGAGAUUCGGAGAGUACUCGUCAUGACUCUGAGACAGAAGAUAUGUUGUGGGAUGAUUUACUUCAUGGACCUGAAUACCGAUCCUCUUUCACCAGUGACAGUGAGGAAACCAAAGGAAAAGACAAGAAAGCAAGCAAACGAGAUCUGAAGGAUGAUGUUUUCCAGCAGAACCACUUGUUCUGGCUGCAGAAUACAAGUCCUGCCUCUACUAAAGUGAGUGCUCUCAUCUGGGAGGGGAAUGAGUGCAAGAAAGUAGACAUGUCUGUUUUGGAGAUCAGUGGAAUCAUCAUGAGCAGGGUCAAUGCUUUUCACCAAGGAUCUGGUUAUCAGUGGCUGGGCAAUAUUGUUACCAUUGGUUUAGCUUUCCUUCCUUUCCUCUAUCGACUCUUCCACUCGAAGACCUUUGAGCAGAUGUGGUCCUUGACUGCAAAAGAAGUUCUGCAUAUCUUUUGUGGGGGUCCUCCAUUCCCCCCUAUAAUCACCCUUGCAAUGAUCAUUUUCCUGGAGCGCCUCUGCCUCACCUGGAUGUUUUUCUUCAUGAUGUGUGUUGCUGAGAGGACUUACAAGCAGAGAUUUCUGGUUGCUAAACUAUUUAGCCACAUUACUUCUGCUCGGAAAGCAAGAAAAUACGAAAUCCCACAUUUCAGACUCAAGAAAGUAGAAAACAUUAAAAUCUGGUUAUCCCUUCGCUCCUACUUAAAGAGGCGAGGCCCUCAACGGUCUGUUGAUGUAGUUGUAUCCUCCAUAUUCUUACUGGCUCUUUCCAUUGCUUUCAUAUGCUGUGCACAGGUUUUAAAAGGUCAUAAGACAUUCUUGAGUGCUGCUUACAAUUGGGAAUUCCUCAUUUGGGAAACUGCCCUGCUCCUAUUCUUGUUGCGUUUGGCAUCCCUAGGCUCUGAAACCAACAAGAAAUAUAGUAAUAUUUCCAUUCUGCUUACUGAACAGAUAAACUUGUACUUAAAGAUGGAAAAGAAACCAAACAAGAAAGAGCAGCUCACGCUAGUAAAUAACGUCCUUAAACUCUCCACCAAACUCUUGAAGGAGUUAGAUACACCAUUUAGGCUAUACGGUUUGACAAUGAAUCCCUUGAUCUAUAAUAUUACACGAGUGGUGAUCCUAUCAGCAGUCUCUGGAGUUAUAAGUGAUUUGCUGGGCUUCAAUAUCAGAUUAUGGAAAAUCAAACCAUGAGAAAGAUGCUGCAGCCCCUGUUUUGGGCAGAAACAUCCUCUGCUGUGCUACAUAGGCUUGGCCUGGUCAUUGAAGGUGCUUUUCUAAUUAUGCCAGUCCUCACAUCAAUACAAAUGCUGUAUUUUUCAUAUAUUUUUUUAAGAACUUAGAAUUAAUCUUUCAUUGAGGUCACAGCUUGAAGAGAUGGUUAAAUAAAGCUUAAUAAAUAACUUAAUUCUAAUGUGCUCAUCUUAGUUGGUUAAACCAGCUGCUCCUAUGGAGCAAAGCAAUAUGAAAUUAGAUGUCUUGCAGCAAGGUUUAUUAAACGAAUAAAAAAAAAGCCAGCAUUAUUCUGGUCUGAAACUGCCUGUUAAACUCACUGUGACUAUAAGAUAAAUAUUGUUAUUUGGUACCUAAUAAUAAUUUAAUAUGGUGUUUGUUUCUGGCAAGUUCUCCUAUUUUCUGUAAGUUACAGUUGACCUACUUUUUACAUUUCAAAAUGCCUCUGAUAGUGUUUUUUCUUGAAUGAUAGUUGGGCCCACUUUUUCUUUGCUGUACUGGGAAAGAAUGGAAUUUAUUCCCACAAAAUACAAAUAGCCUCUUUAGUCAUUUUACAGCUCAGCUUUCCAUUGCUCAGUAACACAAAAUAGCAAUAACAGAAGAUGGCUAAGAGUAGAUCUGCCAUACACCAGAGGGAUUUAAUUUAAAGAUACUAUUAGAAUUCACCAAAUAAUGAUCUGAAUUAGCAAAGCAGUUUAUCUAUGAUAAAAUAAAAAUGUUGAUAUGCUAUCGAUGUUUUACACAAAGCAAUUGGAAACUCGUGUUUUUGCUGUGAUAAGUAAUAUUGUUAAUUGCUAACAAUUAGCACCUUGAUGACUGGGUUGGUUCUGAGAAAUUUUUACUGAAAAGGUUUGUUUAAAAGGUUUACAUUCCUUCCCCAAUUGUUAGAAUUGUGGAUAUAUAACAUUUCCCUUCUAUAUGUAUUCCAUCUUCCACCUCCACAAAUCAGUUUAUACAUAUGUUUUUUCUAUCUGUGUUAUGUUGCUAAGUUCUCAGAAUAAAAGUAUUAAUGGGCCUGUAAAAGGAGUUACCAAAGCUUGGCUGCUAUCAUUAGCAUUUAUGCAAUAGGUUUUCUUUUUCAAACAACUCUUUUUUUUUUCUGGAGGCAACACCUUUAGAAUAUUCUGUAUUAUAUAUAAAGCUAUUAUUGGCAUUUUUGUAAGCUGCUGAAGGAAGUUGUAUGAUUGUUACUAACAUUUAAUUUCAAAUACUAAGACAAAUAAAACAGAAGUCGAGAGAAGCCAGUGAUGGUUUGCUUUGGGU
This is a messenger RNA of Pseudonaja textilis, 5142 nucleotides long. It is a transcript of the gene PHTF1, whose product is annotated as putative homeodomain transcription factor 1. Lineage: Eukaryota; Metazoa; Chordata; Lepidosauria; Squamata; Elapidae. Gene Ontology annotation, cellular component: endoplasmic reticulum. The record is from RefSeq and is a predicted model, not a curated record.